UACUCAGAAGUUAGAAAAGGAAUGUGUAUAGAUGGGCAUGAGCGUGCAGAUGUGAUGGCUUAUCGUGAAAAGUUUUUGAAAAAAAUAGCAAAAUUUGAAGCAUGUAUGGUAGUUUUCUCUGGUGAAAAUAUGGAAAAAGAGACUAGACCAGAUUUUGAUAAUAUUAUCAUUUUGGUAACACAUGAUGAGUGUAUUUUUUCAGCCUAUAAUAGAAGACAUUGGCCGUGGUUGCCAAAAGGAGAGCAACCACUUCGCAAAAAAGGCCAAGGGUGGUCAGUUCAUAUAAGUGAAUUUCUCACUGAUAUUGAAGCAUGUGUCAUAACUUACCCAAGUAAAGAUGCUCAGUUUCCAAGUGCAAAGGCACUUUUUGUGUUUGAUAAUGCAACUAGUCAUUGUGCAUAUGCUAAAAAUGCCCUUCUAGCAAAAAACAUGAAUUUAUCUCCUGGUGGAAAACAGCCAAAAAUGAG
Messenger RNA from Dentiscutata heterogama, 467 nucleotides. The record is from the annotation of a GenBank genome assembly. Lineage: Eukaryota; Fungi; Glomeromycota; Glomeromycetes; Diversisporales; Gigasporaceae.